This is a messenger RNA of Aspergillus welwitschiae, 5976 nucleotides long. RefSeq names its product RNA helicase SLH1. Bases 1 to 5976 code for a protein of 1991 amino acids. Gene Ontology annotation, molecular function: nucleic acid binding; ATP hydrolysis activity; ATP binding. The transcript has a single exon. The record is from RefSeq and is a predicted model, not a curated record. NCBI's taxonomy places the organism in Eukaryota, Fungi, Ascomycota, Eurotiomycetes, Eurotiales, Aspergillaceae.
AUGGCUGUCAACGGAUCUGUUGAGACCCAGUGGCUUGCCCAACUGGCAGCCAUGCGCCAGGCUAUUGCGGACUUGAAGCUCCCUCAAGACCCCGCCAAAGAUACAAGCUACGGAAGCGACCUGGAUUUGGAUUUCGACGAAGACUACUCAUCGCCCGGAACUGCCGAUGACGAUAUCUGGGACAUUAUCAGCUCCGACGAAGAGGCCAGCGACGAUUUCGAUGACUAUGACGAGCUCCCCUCUCCUCCGACAUCAUCCGCCUACGACCAGCUCUGGCUCGAGCAGAAGUGCAUGAGCCUUGCUGCUAACAAGCCGGGUAUGGAUGCCGGAGAACUAGCACAGCAAAUCACUGCUGCCCUAGCGACGGACAGCGGAGACGACGAGUUGCAGAUGUCCCUGGCCGAAAUCGUGGGAUUCGAUGACCUCGACUUCGUGAUUGACUUGAUUGCUCACAGGGCGGAUAUUGUCGCGAGCUCGCAUACCGGUCCAGAGGCCCAGACAGAUGGGUUGAUGGCUGGAAAACUCAUGACGAGAGCGGAAAGAGAGCAAGCUUUGCGACAGGCGGAUUACGAACACAAGCAUGCGUCGUUGAUGCCGGCUCAAACUAGAUCGGAACCGCAUUACCCCCAUGUAUUCAAAUUGCACGAGUCCAGAAAUGUCCUUGCAUUGGGAGGAAAGAGAUAUGGACUGCCAAUGGGCAGUAAGCAAAUCGAUGAGAAGAAGUAUACCGAGGUCGAGGUUCCCGCGUCCAAGGUCGGUACCCUGAGACCCGGGCAUAAACUCGUGGAGAUCGCCUCGUUGGAUGGAUUGUGUCAAGGGACCUUCAAGGGAUACAAGACCCUCAAUCGGAUGCAGAGUCUACUAUAUGAAGUAGCAUACAAAACAAAUGAGAACAUGCUGAUCUGUGCCCCGACUGGUGCUGGUAAGACGGAUGCUGCUAUGCUCACAAUCCUAAACGCCAUUGGAAAGAACACUGUCCCAAAUCCCAUAGAAGAACCACAAGCCACCGAGUUUGCGGUGCAGGUCGAAGAUUUCAAGAUUAUCUACGUUGCUCCGAUGAAGGCACUGGCCGCUGAAGUUACCGAGAAGCUCGGGAAACGUCUCGCUUGGUUAGGGAUCAAGGUUCGAGAGCUUACUGGUGAUAUGCAACUCACAAAGCGAGAGAUCGUGGAGACUCAAAUCAUCGUUACUACCCCUGAAAAAUGGGAUGUGGUGACCCGAAAGAGCACGGGAGAUACAGAGCUCGUGCAAAAGGUGCGCCUGUUGAUCAUCGAUGAGGUCCAUAUGCUUCAUGACGAGCGUGGUGCCGUUAUUGAAUCAUUGGUGGCUCGUACCCAGCGUCAAGUUGAAAGCACGCAAUCACUUAUCCGUAUUGUCGGUCUCUCCGCAACUCUCCCGAAUUAUGUCGAUGUCGCCGAUUUCCUCAAGGUCAACAAGAUGGCCGGUCUGUUUUUCUUCGACCAGUCCUUCCGUCCUGUCCCUCUGGAACAACAUUUCAUUGGCGUUAAGGGCAAACCUGGCACCAAGCAGUCUCGCGAGAACCUUGAUGUUGUGGCUUUUGAGAAGGUCCGUGAUAUGCUCGAACGAGGGCAUCAAGUCAUGGUUUUUGUCCACUCGCGUAAGGAUACUGUCAUGACUGCCCGAAUGCUGAAGCAGAUGGCCAGUGAGGAUGGGUGUGAGAAUCUGUUCAGCUGUCAGGAGCACGAAGGUUAUUCGAAUGGUCUUGGUGAUGUGAAACGCAGUCGCGCUCGCGAACUGCGUGAGCUAUUUGCCAGUGGGCUUGGGACACACCAUGCCGGUAUGAGCCGGAGUGAUCGUAACCUCAUGGAGCGCCUGUUCUCCGAAGGACUCAUAAAAGUACUCUGCUGUACUGCCACACUUGCGUGGGGUGUCAACCUUCCUGCUGCCGCGGUUGUCAUCAAAGGUACUCAGUUGUACAAUCCGCAAGAAGGUAAAUUUGUCGAUCUAGGUAUAUUGGAUGUGCUGCAGAUCUUUGGUCGUGCUGGUCGUCCCCAAUUCCAAGACACUGGUAUUGGUUUCAUCUGUACGACCCACGAUAAGCUCCACCACUAUAUAUCUGCCGUAACAUCACAGCAACCGAUUGAAUCUCGGUUCUCCAGCCGGCUGGUGGAUAACCUGAAUGCCGAGAUUUCUCUAGGAACGGUCACCUCUGUCCCAGAAGCCGUGCAAUGGCUGGGCUAUUCUUAUCUUUUUGUUCGUAUGAAACGAGAGCCUCGCAAUUAUGGAAUUGACUUCGCAGAAAUGCGUGACGAUCCUAUGCUGGUGCAAAGACGUCGUCAGCUAGUCAUUCAAGCUGCUAUAGUGUUGCAAAAGAGUCAAAUGAUCAUAUACAACGAAAAGACCGAAGAGUUGCGCGCGAAAGAUGUUGGCCGCAUCGCAAGCCAGUACUAUGUCCUGCAGACCAGCGUUGAAAUUUUCAACAAUCUCAUGCGUCCUCGAGCCAGUGAGGCGGAUGUGCUCAGAAUGAUCAGUAUGAGUGGUGAAUUCGAUAACAUUCAAGCACGGGAAAGUGAGUCCAAAGAGUUGAAUAGACUGCGUGACGAGGCCAUCCAGACCGAGGUAGAAGGAGGUAAUGACUCGCCACAUGCCAAAACCAACAUUCUGUUGCAGUCAUAUAUCUCUCGUGCUAGGGUCGAAGACUUUGCUCUGGUGUCUGAUACAGGGUACGUGGCGCAGAAUGCAGCCAGAAUUUGUCGUUCCUUGUUCAUGAUUGCAUUGAACCGCCGUUGGGGUUACCAAUGUCAAGUUCUGCUGUCACUCUGCAAGGCUAUCGAGAAGCAGAUGUGGCCCUUUGAUCACCCAUUUCAUCAGUUCGAUAUUCCUCAGCCGAUCCUUAGAAACUUGGAUGACAAGCUUCCAACAUCCUCCAUCGAAUCUAUGAGAGACAUGGAAACAGCCGAGAUUGGCCAGCUGGUUCACAACCAAAAAAUGGGGAAGACGUUGGCAAAGCUGCUCGACAACUUCCCUACCCUUGGAGUGGAGGCUGAAAUUGCACCAUUGAACCGUGAUGUUCUACGAAUCCGACUGAGUCUGUACCCAGAGUUUAUUUGGAAUGAUAGGCACCAUGGUGCUUCCGAAUCAUACUGGAUCUGGGUGGAAAACUCAGAGACGUCUGAGAUAUACCACCACGAAUACUUCAUUCUCAGCAGGAAGAAGCUCAACGAUGAACACGAGUUGAAUUUUACCAUCCCGCUGUCCGAUCCUCUGCCUAGUCAAAUCUACGUUCGUGCGAUAUCUGACCGCUGGUUGGGCGCAGAAACGGUGCACCCUGUGUCUUUCCAGCACCUGAUUCGACCAGACACGGAAAGCGUAUACACUGACCUUCUCAAUCUCCAACCGCUUCCCAUAUCUGCGCUAAAAAACCCGAUACUGGAGGAGCUCUAUGGGCAGCGCUUCCAAUUCUUCAACCCCAUGCAGACGCAGAUCUUCCACAUGCUGUACCACACCCCGGCUAAUGUUUUGCUGGGCUCCCCGACAGGUAGUGGAAAGACUGUAGCCGCAGAGCUGGCUAUGUGGUGGGCCUUCCGAGAAAAGCCUGGCUCGAAGGUUGUUUACAUUGCGCCAAUGAAGGCGCUCGUUCGUGAACGUGUUCAGGACUGGAAAAAGCGUCUUACAGCACCAAUGGGCCUGAAAUUGGUUGAGUUGACAGGUGAUAACACUCCUGAUACGCGGACCAUUCGGGACGCCGAUAUCAUCAUCACAACCCCGGAAAAGUGGGACGGUAUCUCCCGUAGUUGGCAGACUAGAGAUUACGUGCGGAAGGUGAGCUUGGUGAUUAUUGACGAGAUUCACCUGCUGGGUGGUGAUAGAGGACCAAUUCUUGAAAUCAUCGUGUCUCGAAUGAACUACAUUGCUUCGCAAUCCAAGGGCUCUGUUCGUCUGAUGGGCAUGUCCACUGCAUGCGCGAACGCGACCGACUUGGCGAAUUGGCUCGGCGUGAAAGAAGGACUGUAUAACUUCAGACACUCCGUGCGUCCUGUGCCGCUUGAGAUCUACAUUGACGGAUUCCCGGAGCAGCGUGGGUUCUGCCCGUUGAUGCAGUCCAUGAAUCGACCCACCUUCCUGGCAAUUAAGAACCACUCUCCCGAAAAGCCAGUGAUUGUGUUUGUCGCUUCCCGUCGACAGACUCGAUUGACUGCCAAGGAUCUGAUCAACUAUUGUGGCAUGGAGGAUAACCCUCGCAGAUUCGUCCGCAUGUCCGAGGAAGACCUUCAGUUGAAUCUUGCAAGAGUCAAAGAUGAGGCAUUGCGCGAAGCACUCAGCUUCGGUAUUGGUCUGCACCAUGCUGGUCUAGUCGAGUCAGACCGACAGCUAGCCGAGGAGCUGUUCGGCAACAACAAGAUCCAAAUUCUUGUGGCUACCAGUACCCUUGCCUGGGGAGUUAACCUUCCAGCACAUCUGGUCGUGGUGAAGGGAACACAGUUCUUCGACGCCAAGAUCGAAGGAUACAGGGACAUGGAUCUCACUGAUGUCCUGCAGAUGCUUGGUCGAGCGGGACGUCCUCAGUUCGACACGUCAGGUAUUGCGCGCAUUUUCACUCAGGAUGCAAAGAAGGCGUUCUACAAGCACUUCCUGCACACCGGCUUCCCCGUCGAGUCGACACUGCACAAAGUGCUGGAUAACCACUUGGGCGCCGAAGUUUCCGCGGGAACAAUCACAACGAAGCAGGACGCUCUUGACUACUUGACCUGGACAUUCUUCUUCCGCCGGCUGCACAAGAAUCCUUCCUACUAUGGCCUUGAGAUCUCCGCUGAGGAGCACAACACCAUGGCAGCCCAGGCGAUAGCACAGGACUUCAUGAUUGAGUUGGUUGAUAAGUCGCUUGGGGAGCUGGCCGAGUCUUCCUGUGUCGUACUCGACUCAGCAACUGGUGACGUUGAUCCAACCCCGUUCGGCAAGAUCAUGAGUUACUACUACCUGUCUCACAAAACGAUCCGAUACCUCAUGUCGCACGCUAAACCCAACCCCACCUUCCAUGAUGUCCUCAGCUGGAUGUGUUCAGCAACUGAAUUCGACGAGCUGCCCGUGCGUCACAACGAAGACCUGAUCAACGCCGAACUGGCACGCAACCUCCCCCUCUCAGUCGAAUCGAUGGGUGACCUUCCCCUCUGGGAUCCGCACGUCAAAGCCUUCCUGCUGCUCCAGGCAUACAUGUCACGCAUCGACCUCCCCAUCUCCGAUUACGUAGGUGAUCAAACCUCCGUCCUCGACCAAGGCAUCCGUAUCAUCCAAGCCUCGAUCGACGUCAUGGCUGAACUAGGCUAUCUACACGCCUGCCACAUGUUCAUGUCUCUCCUGCAAUGCAUCAAAUCAGCAAGAUGGCCCGAAGACGCGCCCCUCUCUAUCCUCCCCGGCAUCGACCCGGUAGAGAAGAAAUCGGCGCUCCCUACUUCACUCACCGCACUUGUAUCUCUCCCCUUCAAAGCCACCGAAGCUCUCACCAAGAAGCUCAGUCUCCCCGCGCAGUUCGCAAAAGCUGCGUCCAACCUACCCAAUAUAUCCCUGUCCAUUCCCACCAUCUCUCCAAACGGUCUCACCGUGACCUUGACACGCAAGAACGCCCCGAGGGACAGAGAUUACAGGAUCUACGCUCCUCGAUUCCCCAAACCUCAGACGGAAGGAUUCUUCAUGCUCGUCUACAGCGGCGCAUCCUCCGAUGGCAAGAAUGGAGAGCUCCUGGCUCUGAAACGUGUUUCCUGGCCGUCAUCGUCAAACCAACGUAACGGAUCUGGGCCCAGCAGGAAGCCAAACGAUAACAGGAAUGGACCGCUUGUCGUUCGUUCCUCUGUUAAGUUCCCCGAGAACGUGCGGGGACUGAGCAUGCGGGUUACGAUCAAGGUGAUUAGUGAUUCGUAUCCGGGUAUGGAGUGGACGCUGUCUGAUGUGGAGGUAGAUGCGGGGGUGCCCGAGAAGCAGACUUUGCCUGAGUCUUCGACUUUUCCUGAGAAAAGCUGA